CUAUCCGACAUUCGUGUCACCAUAGAGGAGAUUUUCCCUCCCCUACCACUCAAACGGAAGGCCGAGGAGCAGGGAGGUCGCGAGAGUUCCCCAGCAGGACCGAGUUCUGGCCAGGUUCUAACCAACGAGGAGUGGGCUAUGGCCAACCGCGCUGUAUGGGCUGAGGCGUCCGCUUCGCAAUGCCGCAGGGAUCGUAUCGGAUAUGCCAAGAAGCAGCGUCAAGAGAAUCGUUCCAAGCGCGACGAGUGGGGACUCAAUACGGGAUAUUCUCUGCAAGUCGUCGGUCCCCCCAGUCUGUCCCCCGUACCCGACGACGUGCUUCCUCCUUCCAACACGAUGGAGAUGGACACGCCUGCCACUACCGACGCCGACAAGGUUUAG
Desarmillaria tabescens is the source of this 381-nucleotide messenger RNA. RefSeq lists its product as uncharacterized. The record is from RefSeq and is a predicted model, not a curated record. The transcript has a single exon. NCBI's taxonomy places the organism in Eukaryota, Fungi, Basidiomycota, Agaricomycetes, Agaricales, Physalacriaceae. The annotation marks the transcript as partial.